Molecule: messenger RNA, 667 nt
Organism: Aegilops tauschii subsp. strangulata
Lineage: Eukaryota; Viridiplantae; Streptophyta; Magnoliopsida; Poales; Poaceae
Source: RefSeq, a predicted model, not a curated record
UCCACAAUAAUGACCCAGUAGUCGAGCUGGUUGGAUGUCCAAGGAGAGGAGCACUCCUGAAGGUAUCAACAUGAAGGAACAUGGUUGGAGGUUUCGGUUCCCUUUCCCUGAACUCCCGAAGUCGACUUACCAUGGUGACCUGAAUUCCCUUGGAAGGCCAGUUGUAAUGAAACAAAGGAAACCUCUGGAGGUGAGGAAUGCUCGCCGUGAAAGAAGAGUCGCGGCAAAACAAAAGGCUGCACGCUACCACGCGGAGGUGGCCCUGCGUAAAUACAAUAGAGCAAACAACACCAAGUUUGAACUGGUGGAGGUAAAAGUGAUAUCUAUAUUUUCCGAGUUUGGAGGAGCCGGGGCCCAUUAUAACUUCACAGCUAAGCAGCCUGAGGACCAGCAUUCUGCUGAUGCCGACAAUACCUUGCUAUUCUUCUCUGAAGUUAACCUCGACUUUCGGAGUGAGAAUGAUGUGAUCAUGUGCUGUAUAGUUGGGGAAAAUGACGCAGGUACGUUUCUUGGCAGUUGUUCCUAUUGCUUCUUUCCUGAUUAUUAUUCCCAUGUUUUCUUAUUGUUGAUGAGGUUUGCAUCAGCUGCAAUUGUUCACAAAUAUGUUUUAAGUGCAAUCUUACAUUGUUUCCUCGUAUUGAUAUUUGUUUAACUCUUUAUUUCUUGU